Messenger RNA from Trichoderma breve, 822 nucleotides. RefSeq lists its product as uncharacterized. The record is from RefSeq and is a predicted model, not a curated record. The coding region runs from base 1 to 822 and encodes 273 amino acids. The transcript has 3 exons. Lineage: Eukaryota; Fungi; Ascomycota; Sordariomycetes; Hypocreales; Hypocreaceae.
AUGGCGCAUCCUGCCAAAUCGUCUCUCCUGAACCGUCUCUUCCCCCAAGAGGAACAUUUAACCAACCAAUUUUUCUCCGGCGAAGAUCUCUCGUCGUCUACACUCUUCACCCACAUAAGCAGUCCCGGGCUUUUUUCUGCAUCCAAAGCUCCAUUCUCCUCCUCAUCGUUUCGGGAAGAGCAGCUUCGUCCGAACGACUUGUUUCGUGCAUGCUUUGCCAACUUCAGUAACGAUACGGCAAAAAGCAAGCCGCAUGAGGAGAAGCCUGCCAGGAGAGAUGCAUUGGAGCAGUUGAGAGAGGCUUUUGCCCAAGAGGGCGUCGAACUGUACACAUCUGUCGCCAGCAAACUAGCUGAAGCUCAACAGGAGAUUACCUCACAAAUAUCCGACUUUGCCACCAUGUCAUCCUCCAUGGCAGCGGACAUGGACGAGUUGUACGCAAACUUGUCUUAUCCACUUUCGACAACCCUCUGCCACUCAAAGAAUUUCCCUCGAGCCACCAUCGAGGUCCAUCUGGCAAACGUCAAAGAGGAUCUCAGAAAGGCCGAAAGUGAGUUGCAAGGAUUAGAGCGCGAAUGGCAAGACAACGUUCAAUUGGAACAGAAGCUACGCCAGGAACUGCUCGACAUGGAAGGGAAUCCAGCACAGAUCAGAGAACAUGGUCACCAUAGCGAGGAUGAUCUCAAGAAAACUGGGUUCAGGCAAGAGAUUGAACAAAUCGUUGCGGAGGCUGCUCAAGCCCUGGACGAAAUAGAUGAGGGGUACAGGGAGGGGAUCCAAGCUCUAACAAUGAAGAUGAUGCAAGCCAUGCGGGCAGAUUGA